AUGGGGGAGACUGAGAAUGUCACCAAGGUCAUGGAGAAGAGGGGACCAGGGUGGCGAGGAGAGCGCUGGUGGCAUGGGAAAGUCACCUCCGAGAUGGAUCUGAAAGGAUGGGAAGUGUCGGGGGGGUUGGAGGGGAUGCAUAAGAAGGGGCAGAUGGUGCCCUUGGGUUGCUGUGUGGCCUCAGAGCUUUCUUUCCUGCUGGAGCCCAGCGAUGUGAUCGCAGUGAGGGAACGGCCGCUCUUGCUGGACUGUCGGGUGCAGGGUGAGGAGCCGAUCAUGGUUACGUGGCGCAAAAACGGGGUGUCUUUACCCACGGGCCCGCGGGUUCGGGUGCUGGCAAACGGAACCCUUUUCAUCCAGAGCUUCCAGAAACGCAGAGAGGGCAGUGACGGGGAUAUUGGCGAGUACGACUGUGCCGCCCAGAAUCGCUACGGCAUGCUGGUCAGCCGCAAGGCCAAAGUCCUGUUGGCAUCUCUUCCUAAGUUCCACACACACCCAGUGUCCAUGUCUGUGGACGAGGGAGGUGUUGCUCGCUUCCAGUGCGAGAUCAACGGAGUACCUGAGGCCAACAUCACCUGGGAGAAAAACAGAGUACCACUCAAUGGCGGCGACAGCAGAUACACUCUACUGCCAAAGGGGAUUCUCCAGGUGACUGGCGUGAGGCAGAUAGAUGCUGGCAUUUUCCGCUGUGUUGCCGUCAACAUUGCCAACACUCGCUUCAGCCACGAGGCCAUGCUCAACAUCACUGGUGGAGCUCCCAGAAUCUACAAGGAGCCGGUCAUCCUGUCAGGACCCCAGAACUUGACCAUCACUGUCCAUCAGACGGCCAUCUUGGAGUGCAUUGCCACAGGAAACCCGAGGCCGAUUGUUUCCUGGAGCAGGCUAGACGGACGCUCCAUUGGGGUGGAGGGUAUCCAGGUUCUGGGGACAGGGAAUCUGAUGAUCUCAGAUGUGUCCCUGCAGCACUCUGGUGUGUAUGUGUGUGCUGCUAAUCGACCUGGCACCAGAAUGAGGCGCACUGCACUCGGACGACUCGUAGUACAAGCUCCCCCAGAGUUCCUCCAGUGGCCGCAGUCUGUGUCCAAACCAACAGGGGGCAGUGCUGUGUUCACCUGUGUGGCCCAGGGCGUUCCUGAGCCACACCUCAUCUGGCUGAAGAAUGGCAAGGUCCUGAUGCCUGGCCACAACGUCAAGCUGACCAAUAACAACAGCACUCUGGCUCUGACCCGUAUCAGCUCAGAGGAUGAGGCCAUCUACCAGUGCAUCGCUGAGAACAGUGCAGGCACCAACCAGGCCAGCGCCCGUCUGGCUGUAGCCCAGGCUAAAGACCUGCCUGCCACCCCAGAGGGGCUCACAGCUAGCGUGCUGUCCGCCAACGCCCUGCAGAUCACAUGGACCGAGCCGCCUGCCGACGUCACCGACGGCAUCAUCGGAUAUGUCCUGCACAUCCGCAAGAUAGGAGAGCCUGACAGUCUGGAGCUGCAGGAAGCCAUCAGCAAAGGCUCCUUCCAACAUGAUGUGACCAACCUGGAGCCAGCCACCACCUACUCCCUGUACCUUAAGGCCUACUCUCCCAUGGGGGCAAGCCAGCAGUCUUCCACUGUGCUGGCUACAACAUUAGGGGGCGUACCAAGCCCUCCCACCUUCUUCACCAAGGUGGUGAACUCCACCAGUGUGCAGGUUCUAUGGGAGCUCCCCAGUAAGGCUGGCAAGGCUGAGGGCUUCAGACUGUCCUACCGCAGGGUCCCCAGUGCCGCCUUCCAGGGGCCAAUCCAGCUGUCCUGUGACAUCAACGCCCAUACCAUCACCAAGCUGGAACCGGGGGCAGUGUAUGAAGUCAAACUGGUGGCCUACAAUGGAAAUGGGGAGAGUGACUGCUCCAAGAGACUGGUAUCAUUGGCCGAGGAAGGCACGAGUGACUCAAGCACAGGUGAAAAGAGCAUGUGUCAGUGCAGGGAUGGAGAGGCCUCUCUGGGCAGCAUCGUCAUUGGCAUCCAUAUCGGCACCGCCUGCAUCAUCUUCUGUGUUCUCUUCCUCAUGUUUGGAUACCGUCGCAGUUUGCUUUGCAGUAAAGGGACUCAGGACAGCUGGUCUGUACCCAGGGACAACACCAGACACAAUGGCAUCUCUAAAGAAGCAGUGAACCAGCCCAGUGUGGAACCCUUGCCUCAGGCUGUCUCUCCAGCGCAGUGCCAGGUCAUCAUUGAGCAGCAUCGGUCAGGUUUGCCUGGCACAGUCACUGGCUAACGCUGGUCAAUAAUGUCAACACCCACAUCCCUGUUCUCUCCUCCAGUAGUCUGAUAGCCUCCCAUCAAUGAGCACCUCCCGUGCUCUUUGAUGGGAGUCAACACCCCAAAAACUGCUGCAAAUAACCCGGAAAAAUAGCCUCCACCAUUCUGUGACAGAACACCACCCCUCCCCUAUCCUUCAGCCCUACCUCAAACCAAAGCAUAUUGCCUUUAUUACAUGCACAUUUAUUUAUGUGCGUGUGGAAAAUUAUUUCUGUGUGUCCACUCAUGUCACUUCUCCAGUGGGAGUCUGAUCCAUAACCAAAAUAUUCUAUUUCUCAGAUCCCCUCUGGGAAGGUGACAUAUGAAGGGGUGCACUGCGGUCCCGAAACACAAAUUGUGCCAAAUAUUUUCACCGAACUGGAACCUUCCAUUCAGUCUGUUGUGACACACAAUUGCCUUUGCCUUCAGUUCCUCUGCAAUAAAAAAGGAAAGAAACAUAGCGGCCUUUUGCGAACGCCUUACAGACGUGAGAGUCUGAUUAGAAAUGAUUGUCUAUAACCGUACAAGCCAUUUAGAAGAACCAUGCAGACAGUCAUUAUUUGCGCCACUCUUCCUCACCCAGAAGCUACACACCGCCAAAGAAAGCUACCUCAGUCUGACAAGAAUGUCUGAGCCAUAGAGUUAGGCCACUGUUAGCCUGAUGAUGCUGCUUGUGCUAGCCUACCUCAACCAAAAAAAAAAAAUGCCCUGAAACCCUUUCCCCAGAGCAACUGCUUCCUUGACCAGUGCUAGUGCCAGUGUACCGUGCCAGCUGCCAACCGGGCCAGUUCGGAGAGUGCUUGCCAGGAUGACUACCAUGGAGAGCGCAACUGUGGCAGAGCCUGAACCCCACUGCCAAACACAAGCCUUACCGUACCAGAGAUGAUCAACAAGAGCCUUAACAGCCUCCUGUCACCUCCUGUUUCUGAUUUGAUGUCAGAAGAUAUCAUGAAGGCCAUGAAGUGUUUCCUCUUCGAUACUGUUGCUCCAUGAAGUGGUUACCCAUGGCCUUCAGAUGCCCACAAGUGUCCACCUCCAAAGACAUAUUAUGCAGAGUUGGAGGCUCAUGGAAAAUAUGAACCUCAAAGAGUUGAGUGCUUUGCGAACCUCUGAGCCAUGCAUUCGAUUCUUUUCUGAUGUCUGACAAAGAAAACGAGUACAGGAUACUUGUUUGAUCUUUACACCUGAUGGCAUACUGAAGACAAACCAAAAGAUGACUGCUGCCAGGUUAACUCUCCAGAUGCCAAAUUGGUCAUCCUGAGCCUCAACGACACUGAGUUGGCAGCUAAAGAAGUUUUUGAGGUGAAACUUGAAGCCUGAAGCCACGGACAAGGCUUGUGGCUCACCGUGUCAGCCUAUCCAAAAAGUUCUUCCAUGAAAACCAAGCUGAAUGACACCCAAAGAUGUAAACAUUUUGAUGGUUUUCUUUAUUUUUCUUUUAAACCUUAUUUCAAGAGAGACUACAUUUACUUACAAUUUUGGAUUGUUCCUGUUCGAGAGGGUCCCCUGCGUGUAAAGUGCUUUAACUGAACCCAAGCCAAAAAGAUUUUUCUCAUGAUUUCAUUACCAUUUUUGAAAGAAUAUAUUUCAUGUCCUUUUGUUUGGAAGUCAUUGCAGGUUAACCCCUCCAACAUGGAACUCUAUUUUGUUGAAUUUAACAUUUGAUUUAGAAAGAGUGACCAAAUGAAGAUGUCAGAUAUUUUGAAAGACUUUUUUAUGUCAAUAUUAUAAGAAUACUUGCUUCAUUUUUUUAAAGUAGUUGAAUUCUUGCCAAAUAUUUAGCUAUUGUAAAGAAAUAUGUGACCAAAUACCUCUACAUUUUUAACAUUCAUACUCUCUACCUUUACACCUCAGCACCAAAGCACAGAAACAUGCUUGUGAAUGUGAUAAUAAAUAAAUGUGAAAACAGCAGGUGAACCUUGAGGGCAGCAGCUUUAAGCAGGAACCACGAAGAACACAACCAAACUAAAGCUGAAGUAUUUUUCUCUUAUGAAAAUAAAAUCUGCACCAGCAUUGUGAAGAACACAUAGUAAUCAUAAAUGCUGAAUAUAUUUAAUUAAACUUCAGUUAAUAGUUGUUUCACUGUAAACAAUGACGUGCUUUAAAAAAUGUAUUAAGCAGUUGUUUACUAUAAAGUUGCAGCUGGUGUUUAUAAACCUUUAUAAUGUCUUAAUUCAUGGUUUGUUAGCAGUGAAAUAGCUGUGAACUAAAGUUAAAUUCACUUUUGAUGGUUAUUAUAUUAUAAAGUGCAUUUGUAAUGUCACCAUUUUAGCACUGACGUUAAUAGCCAGAACACAGAACAAAGAACACUAAAUGAGCCUCAGACAUUUUUCAACAACCAAAAGUUAGUUUACAAGGUUGUGUCUCCUUCUCAUCUACAAGUAAAGACACGUCAUGAUGUUGUCAACUGAACAAACAAACCAAACCAACAUCCACCAGACUGCUGCAGGGUCAACCGACCCAGGGGUAAAUCCUGAAAAUAUACAUUCACAUUGCACACAAAGCCAGAUGUUAGAUGGAUUAGAUUGGGGGGAAAUGUUUUUAACCAGGGUUUAAACCAAAGCUUUGCAUCCUAUUACCUCUUAUAACACAAAAAGAAUUAUAGCUUGAUCCAAAAGUGUGUGUUGCCUCAAGCUUUUAUGUCCUCAAGGUUUACGUCCAUCACACUGAAUGAGUGUUAAAGGAUUAUUCAAAGCAGAGCGGUAUAAAAAAAAAGAAGGGCCUCUCCCUUCAUCUCCUCUCUUACACAACUGAAAGCUGAUAAACCAAGGUGAUACCAAAAAGUGUAUUUGAUAUGGAAGAGCUAAAAAGUCCAUGUGUUUUUGUAGUAUGAAGUGUGUAGCGGUUUAACUUGUUUUGAAAAUGGAAAGCAUUUGUUGCUUCUGUUUGGAACGAGUCGUUUCUCUGCCUCUUUUCAUUUGAGUCUUUCGUUCUUCCUGCUGUGUUCAGGAAAAAAGUUGCCAAAAGUUUGCUUCUUUUGAAAGUUUAUUAUUGCUAUUACUAUUAUUAUUAGAUCUCAUAACGUUAAUUAUGAUGAGUUCAGAUGUUUUCUUUUUUGUUACAUGUGUGAUGAUGAAAAUGAUUGUUAGAAUGACUUUGUGUUGGUCUUUAAGCAAAUUAUGUGAGUUUUUCCAGAGACAGAAAAUUUAAGGCUUGAAAAUGUUUGAAGCCAAACUCACGAUCUGCCCUAAAGAGCCAUCAACUAGAAGAAAAAUAACUACAAAAAGAAGGGAAAAAAAUGUAGGAAUGUAGAAGCUGGCUGCUAGUACCAAUGAGAAACAAUGCUUUAAUGAUUAUAAGUGCUUCUCUGUUUUCUCAGCUUUCCAACUGAAACCUAAAGCUUUAACCUGUUCUGACUGAGCUCCUAUCCUCGGUCUUUGGCCAGAAUGAAAAGGUUUGGAGGUCAGGACUGACUGGAGGUAAGCUGCAGUUAGGAACAAAGACCAAGAUGUGACGUGGAAGGUUUCAACAGUACAUUUAUUUUACAUGUUAGGGUAAUAUAGUCUCAAAAACUCUAUUUCUAAUGGGGUCAGCUCUCACAAAGGACAAAAAAAAACUCAGUAUACAUUUCCUGCUGCAGUCUGCUAUAAUCAGUAGCUUAUGCUGUCUGAUGUUAUCUAUUAUGUACAUAUUACUUUAUUAGUGGCAUUACUAGUCUGUCCUUGCACUUCUUUAAAACUACGUUGGAGUUUUGUAUCCCAUUACAACAAUUCAACGGCAGUUGUAUUUCUAGCAUGAUUGUACCACCUGAAAGAAAAAUGGAUGAGAGGGAGAUUGUUUUUUGCAAUUUGUUUGAACUGACCCUUUAAUGUUAUUUAUUUAUUUAUUUAGUUGGCUGUUAGUCGUUAAGUUGUGAAAGGAAUUACAAGACAACAUCAGCACAUUCCCAUAGACACAGUGAGACUCAUAAGAAAAUACUAAUGUAUUUAUUGUCAAUUAGGAAACUGAUUAAAAAAGUGUCCACAAAAGUUUUGUUUCUGUUGAUAGCUACUGAUGGACCACAUUACCUAUUAAAAUGUACAUUAAGGGAAAUAGAAUAAACAUAAAUUCAGAGAAAGGUCAAAUAAACAUAAGCAUUGCAGGGCUUAAUUAUGAAAGUGAGAUAGUUUGAAUAGUUUGAAGUUCCUCCCCACAGCUUGGUCUCUGUGUGACUGCAGUCUGCUCUCAGUGUCAGUGUCUGGACUCACCUCUGCUUUUUCUCCUUCACUGAUCACAUGCCAACAUGCCUGAAACCAAAUAAAGACAUUUUGCUUAA
Molecule: messenger RNA, 6525 nt
Organism: Acanthopagrus latus (yellowfin seabream)
Lineage: Eukaryota; Metazoa; Chordata; Actinopteri; Spariformes; Sparidae
Product: immunoglobulin superfamily DCC subclass member 3
Exons: 14
Coding region: 1-2247 (748 amino acids)
Biological process (GO): cell-cell adhesion; axon guidance
Cellular component (GO): axon; plasma membrane
Molecular function (GO): protein binding
Source: RefSeq, a predicted model, not a curated record